Molecule: messenger RNA, 810 nt
Organism: Lotus japonicus
Lineage: Eukaryota; Viridiplantae; Streptophyta; Magnoliopsida; Fabales; Fabaceae
Product: protein S40-4-like
Exons: 1
Coding region: 80-568 (162 amino acids)
Source: RefSeq, a predicted model, not a curated record
AGCACACCAAAGAAGAACCAUUAUUUUCAACUAACCAACUCUGAAUUUUCAAUAUCGUUGAAUCAAAAGCUUGAUUGCCAUGGCGACCAUGAGCAAAGGUAGACCAAACUACCGCUUCCUCCCUGCGGUGGAACGAGAUUCACUCACCGAUUCCGUUUUCGAGUUCGACGAGUCCGAACUCUUCAACUCAGCCCGAGCCAACUCACCGGAGUUCCGCAACUCCAUUCGCACCUCUCGAUUCCACGGCAGCUCCUCCUCAUCCUCCGGCGGCGGCCGAUCCGGAGCUCCGUCGUCGCUGCCGGUCAACGUGCCGGACUGGUCCAAGAUCCUAGGCGAUGAGUACAGGCAGAGCCGGAGAAGGAACAACCACCACCACGACGAGGAUGAUGGUGAUGAUGAUGACGGUGAGGAAUUCCACGGCGGUGGAAGAGUGCCGCCGCAUGAGUUUCUGGCGAGGAAUCGAAUGGCUUCGUUGUCGGUGCACGAAGGAAUUGGAAGGACUUUGAAAGGACGCGAUCUCAGUCGGGUCCGAAACGCGGUUUGGGCCAAAACCGGCUUCCAAGACUAGAUAAUCGAUUCUCGAUUGAUCUAUAACUUUUUAUAACUAUCACGACAAGUGAGAAAUUAUAACAGCAAUUUCUGGCGUUUUUUUUUAAUUUAUUUUUAGUUUUUUCCAUUUUUGCGGAGUUUUAUUUUAAUUUCUAGGAUUAUCAAAAUUCUCUGAGAUUUUGAUUCGUAUUUCAGAGAGGUUCAUCUUGUAUUGUACCGUGUUACCUUGUUAUUGAUAUAUCAUUUAUUUUUCGGCAUAAA